Molecule: messenger RNA, 12826 nt
Organism: Lagopus leucura (white-tailed ptarmigan)
Lineage: Eukaryota; Metazoa; Chordata; Aves; Galliformes; Phasianidae
Gene: RALGAPA2
Product: Ral GTPase activating protein catalytic subunit alpha 2
Exons: 40
Coding region: 88-5904 (1938 amino acids)
Biological process (GO): regulation of small GTPase mediated signal transduction; positive regulation of GTPase activity
Cellular component (GO): nucleus; cytoplasm
Molecular function (GO): GTPase activator activity
Source: RefSeq, a predicted model, not a curated record
GCUGUCGCCUCGCUUCGCCUCCCGCUCGGACUCGCUCUCGGCCGGGCCCUCCCGUCCUUCCCGCGGAGCCCACCCGAGGGGCUCGCCAUGUUCUCCAGGAAGGGCCACGCCGACGCCAGGAAAUCCACGCAGAAAGCUCUAGACCCCAAGCGGGACGUGCUGACCCGCCUCAAGCACCUCCGGGCGCUGCUGGAUAUUGUGGAUGGAAGUGACCUGAAGCAGUUUUUUGAGAACAAUUAUUCUCAAAUUUUUUUUAUCUUCUAUGAAAACUUCAUAACACUGGAAAAUAGCCUGAAACAAAAAGCAGGGAAUAAAUCACAGAGGGAGGAGCUGGACUCCAUUCUCUUUCUUUUUGAAAAAAUAUUGCAACUACUGCCUGAGAGGAUUUUUUAUCGGUGGCAUUUUCGCAGUAUAGGGUCGAUUUUGAAGAAACUUUUGCACACUGGAAACUCUCUCAAGAUAAGAUGUGAAGGAAUCCGACUGUUUCUUCUCUGGCUUCAAGCACUUCAGACUAACUGUACAGAAGAGCAGAUAUUAAUAUUUGCAUGCCUUGUGCCUGGGUUUCCACCCGUUAUGUCCUCACGAGGUCCCUGUACACUAGAUAAUGUCAUUAGUCCUCCUAAUUCACCAGAUGCUAAGAUUUUUCCAGAAGAAAUUACCCCACUUUUGCCAGCUGUCUCUGGAGAGAAAAUUGCUGAAGACCAAACCUGCUAUUUUCUUCAGUUACUAUUAAAAUAUAUGGUAAUUCAGGCUGCAAGCUUGGAGUGGAAGAAUAAGGAGAACCAAGACACUGGUUUUAAGUUUCUCUUUACCUUGUUCAGAAAAUACUACCUUCCACACUUGUUUCCAUCUUUUACAAAACUAACUAACCUCUACAAACCUGUUCUAGAUAUUCCUGAUACAAGACCAAGACCUGUAUACAUUACUGCAACACGAAACAAUGAGAAUGUCUAUAGCACAAAAAUUCCAUACAUGGCAGCUCGAGUUGUAUUUAUUAAGUGGCUCGUUACUUUCUUUCUUGAAAAGAAAUACCUAACUGCUGUUCAGCAUACAAAAAAUGGAGGAGAAAUGCUCCCUAAAAUUAUCCAGACUGUUGGUGUUGUAAACCAAGAUAAAAACCCUGAACUGGAAACCAGCGUGUCUUAUGCAAGCGAGCAAGAGAGAAGCCAUUCCAAUAGCAGCACGCUGUCUGACCGGCGGCUCAGUAAUUCAAGCCUCUGCAGCAUCGAGGAGCAGCAUCGGACCGUCUAUGAGAUGGUGCAGCGGAUCCUCCUGUCCACCCGAGGAUAUGUUAACUUUGUUAAUGAGGUGUUUCGGCAGGCAUUUUUGUUGCCUUCCUCUGAUAUAUCUGCAACACGGAAAGUGGUUAAGGUGUAUCGGAAGUGGAUACUGCAGGAGAAACCUGUGUUCAUGGAGGAGCCAGACAAAAAGGAAAACAGUGAGGAUGCUGUUACCAGCUUAGAGGAUUCAUCAGCACAAACGGAUGGUAAACAUCUUUCCUCUGACCAUUCAGGACAUAAGCGCUCAUCCAGCUGGGGAAGAACGUACUCCUUUACCAGUGCUGUUAACAGAGGAUGUGUAUUGGAAGAUGAGGACAAAAAUGUUAAAGCUGGUGCUCAAGCUGCAUUACAGGUGUUCUUGACAAACUCUGCAAAUGUGUUUUUACUGGAACCAUGCAUUGAAGUCCCUGUGCUUCUGAAGGAGCAAGUUGAUGCUUGCAAGGCAGUUCUCAGUAUUUUCAGGCGCAUGAUAAUGGAACUAUCAAUGAAUAAAAAGACGUGGGAGCAGAUGUUACAGAUACUCCUCAGAAUAACAGAAGCAGUGAUGCAGAAGCCAAAAGAGAACCAAAUAAAGGAUACAUUUGCUCAGAGCAUGUCAGGAUUACUCUUCCGAACCCUCAUUGUGGCUUGGAUCAGAGCAAACCUGAGCGUCUACAUUUCUCGGGAGCUGUGGGAUGAGCUGCUUAGCGUUCUGUCUUCCCUGACUGACUGGGAGGAGCUCAUAAAUGAGUGGGCCAACAUCAUGGACUCUCUGACGGCAGUGCUAGCAAGAACUGUGUAUGGGGUGGAAAUGACUAACUUACCCUUGGAUAAGCUCAGUGAACAGAAAGAAAAAAAGCAGAGAGGAAAGGGUGGUGUUUUAGAGCCUCAAAAGACAGCUGUGGUGGGAAGAUCUUUUUCAUUAAGCUGGAAGAGUCACCCUGAAGUUGUGGAGCCCAUGAGAUUUAGAAGUGCCACCACCUCUGGAGCUCCUGGAGUUGAGAAAGCAAGAAAUAUUGUUCGUCAGAGAGCAACAGCUAAGCGAAGCCAGUCUAUCAGCAACUGUGUUCAUCUUUAUGAGGCUUUGCCAGCUACUAAAAGUGUACCUCUUCUGCUUCACACUGUGAGCUCUCUCUUACCUGGUAUCUCUUACACUUCUUGCUCUCACAGACUGUCAGAGGUAGAAGAAUCUCAGCAGUCGGAAGCUUCGGCAGGAGCAGAAGCUACAGGCCUCUUUGUAGACCAAGAGCAGCAGCUCACUCGAAGUAGCAGCACUUCAGAUAUUGCAGACCAAUUUCCAUCUGAUUUUUUUCAAGGCAAAAAGGCUGGGAGUUCUCAUAAUUUGACCACUUUAGACUCCAAAUCAAUCCAGGAAAAUAAGGAGUGUGUGAAGAAGGAACACGAAGCUGAGCACGUAGCAGUACGAAGGAGCAGUAGUACAGCUGAAUUGGAUUUGAAAGCUGACUUACAGCAAACACAUGGAAACCAUAGGGAGAGAGAAAAAAGUGAAAGUGUGAGCAGUGACACAUCCAUUGGGUAUAAUAAUGAGGUAGAGAUUGCUCUUAUCCCCUGGCAAGCCUCUGAAGAAGAUCAGGAAGUUAAUGCAUCAACGGAUGUCUGUGUGGAUCCUGAUGCACCUCGCUGGCUUCAGCUUAGCCCUUCAGAUAAUGCAAAUUUAACAGACAGCAGUGAGUUCCUUGCUGAUGACUGCAGUAUAAUUGCUGGUGGAAGCCUCAUCGGUUGGCAUCCUGAUUCUGCUUCUGUGCUAUGGAGGAGGAUCUUGGGAAUUCUUGGAGAUGUGAACAAUAUACAGUCGCCUAAAAUUCAUGCAAAAGUUUUUGGGUAUCUCUAUGAGCUGUGGUAUAAACUUGCAAAGAUAAGGGAUAACCUUGCUAUAAGCGUGGACAAUCAGUCUACUCCCUCUCCUCCUGUCUUAAUUCCUCCUCUCAGAAUAUUUGCAUCAUGGUUGUUCAAGGCAACCACGCUGCCAAAUGAAUAUAAGGAAGGCAAACUUCAGGCAUACAGGCUGAUCUGUGCUAUGAUGACGAGGCGUCAAGAUGUUCUGCCGAAUUCAGAUUUCCUGCUUCAUUUUUAUUUUGUGAUGCACCUUGGUUUAACAAGUGAAGACCAGGAUAUCUUGAAUACUGUCAUAAAGCAUUGCCCACCUUGGUUUUUCUUCCUGGGCUUGCCUGGCUUUACGAUGCUGAUAGGAGACUUCAUCACAGCAGCAGCCAGAGUGCUGAGCACAGACCUGCUGGAGGCUCCCCGUUCAGAAGCCCAUACCAUCCUUGGGUCUCUUGUUUGCUUUCCAAAUAUCUAUCAAGAAAUCCCACUAUUGCAGCCCAUUUCAGAAGCUGGUGAGAUCAUUGCUGGGAGUGCCGAUGUAAAGUGCUACCUCAUUAAUAUUUUACUGAAGAAUGCUACAGAGGAGCCAAGUGAAGCUGCAAGAUGCAUAGCCAUUUGUGGCCUUGGAGUUUGGAUAUGUGAAGAACUAACACAGUGCACAAACCACCCUCAAGUGAAGGAAGCAAUCAAUGUCAUAGGUGUGACACUGAAGUUUUCUAAUAAACUGGUAGCUCAGGUAGCCAAUGAUGUUCUUCAGCUGCUUGUUUCUUACUGGCAAAAGCUGCAGGAGUAUGAAUCAUCCCUGCCCAGAAAAAUUACUGAAAUCCUUGUGGCCACUAUUGCAUUUCUCCUGCCAAGUGCUGAAUACUCCUGUGUGGAGGCAGAUAAAAAGUUUAUAGUUUCGUUGCUACUUUGCUUGUUGGAUUGGUGUAUGGCAUUACCUAUGAAAAUGCUGCUGGAGCCAGUGUCUGCUGGUGUCCUUGAAGAUCAGCAUGCAUCCAAAGCUCCUUUACUGGAUUAUAUUUACAGAGUUUUGCACUGCUGUGUGAACGGCUCCAGCACGUACACCCAGCAAAGCCAUUACGUGCUGAGCCUUGCGGAUCUGUCGUCUGCUGACUAUGACCCCUUUUUGCAUCUGGAGAAUGUCACGAGCUGUGAGCCAGCCCAGUGCCACUCUGCCACCGAGCUGGGCAACCUGCUCACUGUUGCCGAAGAAAAAAGGAGAAGGAACUUAGAACUAAUACCUUUGACAGCACGGAUGGUUAUGACUCAUCUGGUGAAUCAUUUGAGCCACUACCCACUCAGCGGAGGUCCUGCCAUCCUCCACAGUCUCCUCAGUGAGAAUCAUGACAACUCAUAUGUGGAAUCCUCUGAGCUGUCAUCAGAAGUCUUCCGGAGCCCCAACCUUCAGCUCUUUGUGUUUAAUGACAGUACUCUUAUAUCAUACCUCCAAAUUCCUGCAGACAAAAGGAAAGACACUGAGCCAGCAGUAGCCCCCUCGGAUGUAAGGGUAAUUGUCAGAGAUAUCUCAGGGAAGUACUCUUGGGAUGGCAGAAUAUUGUAUGGACCUUUGGAGGGCUGCCUUCCACGGCAGAACACAGCCAACUCAUUUGUGAUUUCAGGCAGCUGCGAGCACCACUUCAGUUCCCAAAAAGACAUUUCUCAGGUGGAAGAAGGAGAAGAUGCUCUUGACAAAUUACUGGAGAGGAUUGGUAACACCAGUCCUGAAUGCCUUUUACAUCCCCAGCGGAAGCUGAAUGAGCCAUCGCCACCGCCCUUUGGAAUGAGCUGCGAGCAAGAGAAUGCAAUCACUGAAGCCCUGAUGAGGCAAAGUACCCAGGAAAACGAGUACAUUUUAAAAUGCAGCUCAGACUUCAGUAUGAAGGUGGCCCGUCAGGAAGAACCGCGUCCUGCUGAACCCCAAGCAUCCUUUUAUUUCUGUCGGCUGUUGUUAAACGACUUGGGAAUGAACUCCUGGGAUAGAAGGAAGAGCUUUCACCUUCUGAAGAAAAAUUCAAAAUUACUGAGAGAACUGAAAAAUCUGGAUUCUCGCCAAUGCCGUGAAACUCACAAGAUUGCAGUGUUUUACAUUGCAGAAGGACAGGAGGACAAGUGUUCAAUACUGUCCAAUGCCAGGGGAAGCCAGGCAUAUGAAGAUUUUGUUGCUGGACUGGGUUGGGAGGUUGAUCUCUCGACACACGGUGGGUUUAUGGGCGGCCUGCAGCGCAAUGGCAGCACUGGACAAACAGCACCCUAUUAUGCUACCUCUACCGUGGAAAUCAUUUUUCAUGUGUCUACAAGAAUGCCAUCAGAUUCAGAUGAUUCACUGACCAAAAAGCUUCGUCACUUGGGAAAUGAUGAGGUUCACAUCGUCUGGUCUGAACACAACAGGAACUACCGCAGGGGCAUUAUACCAACAGAUUUUGGAGAUGUUUUAAUUGUUAUUUAUCCGAUGAAGAACCACAUGUUUUUCAUAGAAAUAAUGAAGAAACCAGAGGUGCCAUUUUUUGGUCCUCUCUUUGAUGGAGCCAUUGUGACUGCAAAGCUGCUGCCAAGCCUCAUAUGUGCCACGUGCAUCAAUGCCAGCAGAGCCGUCAAAUCGCUUAUCCCUCUCUACCAGAGUUUCUACGAGGAAAGAGCUCUGUAUCUUGAAGCAAUAAUCCAGAACCACAAAGAAGUAAUGACAUUUGAGGAUUUUGCCGCUCAGGUCUUUUCUCCCUCUCCCAGCUACUCCCUGGGUGGAACUGCCAAAAAAAAAAAGGGAAACAAUUAUUCAACGAAAUGCUUGUGUAUGCUUUAAAAAGGAAUAAAAACUGAACAGGUGCAAACAGAUACAAAACGUUCCAACUUCAAUUACCUCUGGUGGCUAAAAAGCAGUGGCUUUGUUCAUUCGAGACCGGGAUCCAGAACUGUGUUAACUCUCAGAAAAUGGAAAUAGGUGGACCUUCUGGAAGGGAGAAGAAAUAGCCCUUUGACCAGAGAAACCCUCAAACAGGGGCAGAUUUCUGCUUUGGAGAGAACCUCCAGCCCUGCUUUUCAGCACCGUGGGCUUGCAGUUGGUGCUUCAAAGGGUUAAUUGAAAUGGGCACACUUGACUGCUGAGAGGACUGAUCUAAUCACUGCCAUAUCCAAGUGCAUCUGUUCACCAUGAGGUCAUUCUUGUGCAUGCUAAUGAUUUGGAAAAUAAAGCAUAACGCUCGACGUUAUCAGAAAGGAUAUAGUGUAAAUCUUUACUUUUUUAGUUGCUAAUCACUAUUGUGGGGCCAAACAGCAGGCAAAAGAAUCCCGGAUUAUCGCUUUCCAUUUCAGGUUUUGUCUUUUAAGCAUCAUUUUCAGAGCAGUGUCAGGAAGCCGUGCUGGAAAACUCUGACAUGUGGUAUCUGUUGAUAAAUGGGUUCUUUAAUGAAUAUUAUAGCAUUGCCCAGGAGCAACACUUGAGUUGAGGAACUAUAGACGUUUUCAGCAUUCCCCGGUUUUAAAGCCCUGGGAGCAGCGUGUGCUUAUUUACAUAAAACUGAGAUUUUGCAGCCUUUUUGUUGAGAAAGUGACACAUGCUUCCCUUUUGUCUCUGGGCUUUUAUAGGCACAGAAUUCUUGCAGAAAACACACGAGGAUACAACAAAAAAAGAUUUGUUUUUUAAUGCUUUUUGCUCAGUGCGGAGCUUUAAGUUUCCCACUUUAAAACAACAGGAAUAUUCCAAACGUGGUCAGAAAACACAUUUUUGACAGAGGCAAAAGAGAACCCAGUAGGGUGACUCUGAGCAUGCAGCCAGGCACACAGUGGGGUUAUUUUGGAAGCUGGUUGAGUGGUGACUCUUUCUGACCAGAUUGGGCUUUGCUGUUUUUUUCAUUCUGACUCGUGGAAUCAGACUCCACAACCCAAAGCUUGAUUAUGAAGCAGGUAUGUUUUAAUCAGUGCUGCGCAGGCACCGGGUGCAAGGGGGAUAUUCCGCCUAUCUUGCCCAACGUAGGCAAAAGCUUGGUUCAGAUAUAGGCUGACCUACAUAAUCAAUGAUUUUCCCAGAAUUCGUAUCCGUAUUCAUUACAUUUCUGAGAGCCCAUCAGCAUAUGGUCCCUCCCUCUUGCACGUGCGCCGUGGGCAGUGGGGUCUCCUUCUGGUGGUCAGGGGAUGAAGGCUCAUUGUCUUCAACAGAAGUAAUCCCAUCCUGACCCGUUCCUUGUGUAAUGUUUCUUCAAGUUUACAAUUGAGUUUCGUGAUGUUCUUUUUUUAUCUGGCCUCACAUCCUGCUUACCUGCAUUCCUAUACCAUAGUUAACUCUUGUCCUGUCUUUACUCACAUUCCUAUACAGUAGUUAACUCUUAUCUUGUCCUGUCCUUACAUUCCUGUACAAUGCUUAACCCUUACCUUGUCCUCUCCUUUUUCACAUUCCUAUACAUACAAUGGUUAACCCUCAGUUUGUCCUCUCCUAACUCAAUCCCCUCUUUUUCUUGAACCUAGCAAUUUCUUUUGCUAGAUUACUCCAUUCAGGAAAAGGGAAGUUUUGAAAUGACUUCCACUUCCUACUUUCUGCCUUAGCUUGUGCUUUUUCCAUUCCUCAUAACUAUCCCCAGAAGUUUUGCAUAUUCAUAGUACACAUCUCAUUGCAGUACACAUUAAAAUGGGCAAGAUGAUUAUAAUAAUAUAAGCCACAGAGAGUUGCUUUAGCCAUUCAAAAUUAGGUAACCCGCUGCUAAGUUUUCCCACAAUUCUGUGAAUCCGAAUGAGGUAUCAUCCAUCGUUACCUGAUGCAGUAAUUUAGUGUGUUCCCAUAUUGCCUGUAGAUCAGUCUCUAUCCUUUGAGUCUUGCCUACGUGAGCACAACAGCUCUGAUUAGUUAUCACACAAACCCAUCCCUCUUUGGCUGUUAGGAGAUCCAACGCCAUUCUAUUUUGUAAUACAACCUAACUAAGCAUUGAAAUCUCAACUUGUAAUGCGUUGGUUGCAUCCACGUGAGCAUUCUCUGUAUUAUCUCUAGAGUGGCUGAAAUAUGAACGAUCGCUUUCUCCAGCUCACUUACUCCAAGAGAUGGGAUGAGCCAUCUCACAAAGCUGUGGAAACCGGUAGGUUUUUCCACCAAGGGAUUUAGUACUCUUCUCACCCGUCUCCAGGGGGUUCUCAAGCGUCCCUGUGGUAUUUCCUCAUGCACCGUGGUCUGAGGUACCAUGUAUCCUGCAGUGCAUGUUCCCAUCCAAUUUGCAGGCAGUGCCUUUCGUGCCUGCCCAUCCCCACAUAACCACCAGCAUCCGUAAGGUAAUCUGCAUGGAUUAGACCUACCCUCUUGUUGGGUAGAAGAUGUUCCCAUUCCCACAAUCCCAAAUACAUUCUUAUCUGUAGGCCAUGAUGAAUUUUCACUUGCUCUAGAAUCACGCCCUAUGCCCUGCUUCCACCUUGUAGUCUUGUUGAGUCCUGAUACUGUCCCCGAAUUCCCAUAUUCCCAACUGCAUCCUGUACCUGUUAAGUUUCACCACCCAACUUUCACACUAAUUUCGCUAUCAUUUUCCCUGUCCACAAAGAUAGACUUAGAAGAACUAAUAAUCAACAGAUCGAACCUCGGGCCCUUUUGUAAUUAAUCCUCCAUUCCAUACUUACAUUCCCCAUGUUCCACCCAAUUUGGAAUUGUCCAAUUAAACACUUCUAACUCGUAGACUGGCACCCCUCCCCUCUGGGGAGGACCGUACGCAUCCAACAAUUUGUUAGGUUAAAAUUUUGGGCUACUGCCCAAGUAACAUUUAGGUAGCUAUUAUCUUCCCAGGCUAAAGCAAAUCUUAUAAGGUUAAUUACAACGCAUAGUUUAUACAUUUUUCUUAAUUGUUAGUGGGAGGGUCCUUUCUCCCUCACAGUCCAUUGCGGUCGGACAGUCUUCUUCAGGCAGGUGUAGUGUAUCCACGGUAUCGGUCCUUCCACCUGGGCUGCCCUGUGCGUGGUUAGGAGUGUUUCAUAAGGUCCUUCCCACCUUGGUUCUAGAGGAGAAUCUGAGAGGGAUUGGACAUACACAUAACCUCCAGGCAAUACGUUAUGUACCGGACCAUCCAGGCCUCAUGCCCUGCUAUUAAACACCACCUGCUCAAUAUCCUUUAAUUGCUUUCACAACUUAAUUACAUAUCUGCUCAAAAGUUCCUCCCCUGUUUGUGCAGAAGCUCCUUUUUGUACCGGAUGAGGUCUCCCAUAAAGGAUCUCAAAUGGACUUAGUCCUUCCUUGGUUCAGGUUUUGUUUGAAUCCUUAAUAAAGCCAAAGGCAGAGCUUGGGGCCAGGGUAUUCCUGCCUCCUGGCCAAGCUUCACCAUCUGUAAUCUUAACAAAUGAUUCAUUUUCUCUGCUUGUCCGCUUGACUGAGGUCGAUAAGGUGUAUGUAAUUGCCAAUCAACCCCCAGUAACGUGCUCACGUGUUGUACUAUUCUGGACAAAGGUAAGGGCCUUGGUCCAGGAAUUCUGAGGAGGUUUCUUUUGGACCCUGCCUUAUAAGGCAGACCAAUUGGUUGCUUUAGGAAUAGCCCUUUCCAUUCCUUUUACCACCCAUCCUCAGUAGGCUUCUAAAAGAUGUCGUUCUGCUCCUCUACCUGGGUCCCAAUGAUGGAAAUGAUGUUUUAUAUCCACGUUUCCACCCCGCAAAUUAUCCUCAGCCAGAUUCUGGGCUGUUCUCAAAAUUAGACACUUUUCCAUCUCCGUCAUGGAGUCUGGUAAUAGCUGGAUAUCACUCCAGUUGGGAUUGUGCUGCCUAAUCAAAUACUGGAAAUGCCGUGUUACUCCCACCGGGUCACUUGGAAUUCCUUAGCCACCUGUUUCCAGGUUUCCAGAUCAAAAGAAGACAAUGGGACCUUUAGUAAGAUAUGUGUCCCAUCCGGUCCCACCGCCUCCCUCAGGGGGCCUAAAAGAACACUUUGUUGCCUCCUAGUUCCAGUGGCUAUAGGGGAGUCCGGGAGGGUUUUGGGGGAAGAGUCUUCCCUUUUGGAGGGCUCCCUUUGUCCAGUGGUAGGACUCCCUGCCCUGUUGCCUGAUAAUGGUCCAGUAAAUGAGCAGAAGUCUUAACUUCAGUUAGUCUAGUGCACUGUUGUCCUAUACUGCAUGCAGAGCAAUGGCGUUUUAUCCCUCCGCUUCCUGCUGCCCGCCGAUCCUUUUCUAAUGCUAACACUAGAGGAUCUCGUGGUGCCCCCAUCCCACAUUCUCUUUGCCACUCAGGAUGAUUCCUGAGGGUAAAGAACAUACCAGCGUAUGCUGCCUCAUCCCAUUUACCUUAAAAAUAGCAUCAGUUGCAGAAUGGUAUUGUACUUCAGUGUCCCGUUCAGGGGCCACUUUUCCCCAUCAUCCAAUUUAUACAAUAACCACCACUGAAUACAAUAUUUUAUCAGUUUUCUUGCUUAGAGUGCCCCCAGGACCCCCUGCAGUAUUUCACCAGUGUACCAGAACACAUCUGAGGGAUGUUCUUUUAGGUAUUUCCUUUCCCUGUGAGCCUCCCAUAAUGUUGUCUCACUGGUUCGUUGUUGCCCUAAGGUUUCCACAAGUAACUCUUCAUACUCUAAAAUUUCCCACUCUAAAAUUUCUGGACACGAACGACACCACCAACCCCGAUACAUUUCUUCACACACUGGACGGCAUAUAAUAUAAAUGGGGCAACACUCAUUUUCCAGGUGGAAUGCACACCUUUCCUCAGGCCCCUCUUCCCAAUUAAUAAACUCCCAUCGCUAUCCCGAUCUAUAAGCUUCAUACAAACACAAAAACACGUAUGGAUGGACAGAUGACACAAAGAACAACUUGUUGCUUCGUCCAUCCCCGGCCGUUUCCCUGGUGGGAGCACGGAACCACAGCUCAGGACUCCUCUUUCACUCCGUGUCUCAGCCACGUCUCACUCACACCACAUGCACACAAUGCCAGCUGAAUCAAUCCUGCACGUGCACUGUGGGCAGUGGGGUCUCCUUCUGGUGGUCAGGGGAUGAAGGCUCAUUGUCUUCAACAGAACCAAUCCCAUCCUGAACAUUCCUUGUGUAAUGUUUCUUCAAGUUUACAAUUGAGUUUCAUGAUGUUCUUUUCUUAUUUGGCCUCACAUCCUGCUUACCUGCAUUCCUAUACCAUAGUUAACCCUUAUCUUGUCCUCUCCUUACUCACAUUCCUAUACAGUGCUUAACCCAUAUCUCGUCCUGUCCUUACUCACAUUCCUAUACAGUACUUAACCCUCAGUUUGUCCUCUCCUCACUCAACACAUGCUUCCCUUUUGUCUCUGGGCUUUUAUAGGCACAAAAUUCUUGCAGAAAACACACGAGAAUACAACAAAAAAAGAUCUGUUUUUUAAUGCUUUUUGCUCAGUGCGGAGCUUUAAGUUUCCCACUUUAAAACAACAGGAAUAUUCCAAACGUGGUCAGAAAACACAUUUUUGACAGAGGCAAAAGAGAACCCAGUAGGGUGACUCUGAGCAUGCAGCCAGGCACACAGUGGGGUUAUUUUGGAAGCUGGUUGAGUGGCAACUCUUUCUGGCCAGGUUGGGCUUUGCUGUUUUUUUCAUUCCUUGUCUUUGCAUUUUGCCUGAAGAUCUGUAGGAUGUUGAGGCAGUUCUGCCUGCUGGGCAGAAUAAAAGUCUCUCUGAGUUCUCACUAACACUUGUGCAUCAUUUUAGGGAAUAUUUUUAGAGCUGAAUAUUUGGAAAUAAACAUCUGAAAGCAAAUAGCUGUGCCGUGAUACUGCUUACAGCAAGCAUGGCAUGUGCCAGGCGUUGAGUUCCAGCAACACGAGCAUGCUGCCUGACAUGGAGCAAAGGAGGCAGGGCUGAAAUCAAGAUGUCAUGGAGGAUGCUGGGAUGCUGAGAUCCUGCCUCCCAUCGUCUCCAGUUGCAGAUGUCCACGUAUGGAUUGGACCGUUCCCUGUUUGGCCACUUGUAAAUGGCUUCUUGUGUGCUCUAACAAAACAUGUUCCACACCUCCGCAGCCCACACAUACUGAAGCAUCUUCCUUCGUUUGGGUGAAAUGCUCUCCUGGCCAUGGCUGCUGCUUGAUAGCAGAGAAUCAAAAGAUUCCCAGUGAAAUUUCCUGUUGGACCAACCUGACCUAAUGUUGGGGGCUUCUGCAAAGCCCUCACAAGUACUGUUUCUCCCCAGAGGUGCCUGUCAGCAAGACACAAGGGGGAAAUCCACCCCACAUAGUGCACUCCUUCCCUCCUUCUCACAUGCUGUCACCCAGGCUGCAGGGAGGGGAACUCCACACCACUGCUGCUCCCGUGGCAGCUCAGACCCUCUGCAUUUUGCAGGAUGUGAGCUGUGUGUCUGUUGGCAGCGUAUUCUCAUGAAAGAGAAACACUGUCUGGUGGUAUUCUCUCUUUGCAGAGGGAUCCAUCACCCAUUUGUGGGCACGGUGUGUGUGUGCAGGGGAUGGGUUUGUACAUAGAAGUUACUUUUCACUUGUAUGGCCCAGUGGUAUGUAUGUUGUUCACGCUGUGAUUUUUUAACCUGGCCACAGUGUAACAGCAGUUCAGCCCUCCAAGAAGCCUCCAAUCUUACCCGAUUUCAGAUUUUAUCUGCUAGCAGUGUUGUUGAAAUGAGAGGAGGCUGAAUGCCCGGGCUGCCACAUCUGCACAUUUGGCAGAAGCUGAAGAGGACUCACUUUGGGCACCAUUUCCUCCCCACCCCUGACCAGCAGCACACCUCAGUCACCCUCUGUCCCCAUGUCCCCCCAGUCGGCUCCUGGCCCCAUGUGCACCGUGGGUAUGCUGCUCCUGUAUUGAUACCAUUUUGUGUUCUC